Rhododendron vialii is the source of this 777-nucleotide messenger RNA. RefSeq lists its product as uncharacterized. Bases 155 to 622 code for a protein of 155 amino acids. The transcript has 3 exons. The record is from RefSeq and is a predicted model, not a curated record. Lineage: Eukaryota; Viridiplantae; Streptophyta; Magnoliopsida; Ericales; Ericaceae.
ACCUAUCUCCCCUCCCCUGUAAAAACUUUGCAAUUGCUUUCAGAGAACGAUAAGUUGUUGAAUCCCUCCCUAGAGAGACAUUAUAAAGGUACUUACAUGUACAUAUAUACGAGUAUCCAUACAAAAACACAGAGAGAGAGAGAGAGAGAGGAAAAUGGAUCAGAUUCUGAACAAGGUGGGAGCGUAUUGGAUAGGUCAGCAAGCCAACAAGGAAAUCGAUUCCGUCAGCGACGAUUUCAACUCCUUGUCAACCAGCAUUUCAGGAGGAUCCAAAUGGUUGGUCAACAAACUCAAAGGGAAAAUGCAAAAGCCACUAACUGAACUUCUAAAGGAGCAUGACUUGGCAAUAGGCUUCUUCCCUCGCGAUGCUACGAACUAUGAGUUGAACGAAGAGACUGGUAAACUUGUUGUCUACAUUCCCUCGAUAUGUGAAGUGGGUUAUAGGGACCCGUCUGUUUUGCGCUUUUCAACGGUAGUCACUAGGUAUUUCGAGAAAGGGAAACUAGCCGGUAUAGAAGGGAUGAAAACAAAAGUGAUGAUUUGGGCAAAAGUUACAUGUAUCACUUCGAAUGGUGGAAAGCUCCAUAUAUUUCACAGCUGGGAUGAAGAAAAGCAGGAAUAAAAAUGCUUAUGAGGUUCUUCGAGAUGGAGUGAGUGUAGAUAAGUUUUGAGAUAGUUGGAUGUAAUAUUUCAUAUAUUCUUGAAAGUUAUACGACUUUUCUGAUCGGUUUCGGAACCCCUUUGCUUGAAAAUUGAACUUUUCAUUUAUUUUGUAUA